Messenger RNA from Klebsormidium nitens, 5803 nucleotides. The record is from the annotation of a GenBank genome assembly. NCBI's taxonomy places the organism in Eukaryota, Viridiplantae, Streptophyta, Klebsormidiophyceae, Klebsormidiales, Klebsormidiaceae.
AUGGGUCACCCCGGGACACGGCAUCCCCACGUGACACGCGACGAAGGACCUUCCCCCGGGCUCGUCAUUGCAUGUGGAUUGAAAGGAGAGCAUCGAGGGCGGAUUGAGGACUUUAUAGGAAGGCUCUGCUGCAGAAGCAUGGCAUCCAAUCCAGCUGUUAAGCCCCUCAAGCUGAAGAUCAAGCUCAAACAGGACGGCGGGGCUGAGAUCACACCUCCAGAGGACCGCCGAAAGGAGAACACCUUUUAUGAAGGCAGAGAACGCAAGCGCCAGAAGCAUGGGGGCGAUACUUACGGAGAACGCGGAUAUGAAACGCAAGAAGCGGAGCCAAGGAGGGGCCAGCGCAGGCAUGAGGAAAGGGCUUCUGAGGAUGAGGCGCCCGCUCAAGGCGGCCGCCCGAAGCGUGCCAAGCGCCAGAGCUAUGCUGAGCUCGAAAACACGUCCUUCUUCGACGAGGAGCCCGAGGUGCCGCGCAGGGGCAGGGGCAAGGGUGGCAAGGCCCGCUCGACGAGUGGCUCGGUUGCUGACUUCAGCGAUGACGCCCGGGCAGUGGCGGCGGGGCUCCGGGAGCGAAAGGGGGUCAAGAAGUCGUAUGCUGAGGAGGAGGUGGAUGCUUACCUGGAUGGAGAACUGAUGGAAGAAGACACUGGGUAUGAUGCGGCGGGGGACGAGGGGGGGGCUCCUUACGAGGAGAGUCGGCUUGCAAACAUGGAGAAAAUCAUCGACUGGCGUGUCGUGACGGACCGUUUGGGCGCCGACAAUCAGCUGGGGUCGCCUCGGUCGACCAAGAAGCGGAAGGAGUACCUGCUCAAGUGGAAGGGCCAGUCUCAUUUACACGCCAGCUGGGUCCCGAUCGAGGAAGUAGAGGAGGCGGCCCAAUACCUGCUGGGCCUGCGUGCCAAGCUGCGCAACUUCCAAAACAAGGUGGAGUACCAGAUGGGGGGAGACGUUGCUGGCGACGACUCCGAGGGACACGGCCUGCUGCGAGUUGAGUGGACAACGGUCGACCGGGUGAUUGACUCCAGGCACAACGGUGAGGACAACCUCGAGUACCUCGUCAAGUGGAAAGAGCUCGGCUACGACGAGUGCACGUGGGAAUUUGAAGACGACAUCGCCGCGUUCGGUGACGCGAUUGAGCGCUACCGGCGCUUCAAGAAGCGGAGGAAACGGGGGGCCGAAGAAGAGCGCGAAGAAGGGGGGGAGAAGAAGCGGAAGCGGCUGCUGAAGGUGGGCGAGGCGCGGAGGGGCAGGGGCGCAUUCGAAAAGCUGGAGGAGACGCCGGAGUAUCUCACGGGAGGCCAGUUGCACCCGUACCAGCUGGAGGGCCUCAACUGGCUACGCUUUGCGUGGCAGCAGCAUAAGCACGUGAUCCUCGCGGACGAGAUGGGCCUCGGCAAGACCAUCCAGACCAUAGCGUAUGUGGUUUCGCUCAAGGAAGACGGCGCGUCGGAGCGUCCGCACCUAGUUGUGGCCCCGCUGUCCACGCUGCGCAACUGGGAGAGAGAGUUUCAGGUCUGGACGCCGCAGCUGAACGUGAUCAUGUACGUCGGAUCCGGCCCCGCGCGGCAGAUCAUCCGGCAGCACGAGUUCUACUUCAAGGAGAGCAAGAAGCACAAGCACCAGGGCGGCUCCGAGAAGCACCGCCACAUCAAGUUCGACGUGCUGCUGACGUCAUACGAGACAGUGCUGGCGGAUGCCGGCAUCCUCAAGGGCAUCAAGUGGGACAGCAUGGUCGUGGACGAGGGCCACCGGCUGAAGAGCGCCGAGUCGAAGUUGUCCAAGGCGCUGCACGACCUGCGCAGCGAGCACCGCAUCCUGCUCACGGGGACGCCCCUCCAGAACAACCUCGACGAGCUCUUCAUGCUCAUGCACUUCCUCGACGCCACCAAGUUCUCCAGCCUGGAAGCUUUCCAGCAGGAGUUUGCGGACAUUGGACAGGAGGAGCAGGUCGUGCGGCUGCACAAGCUGCUCGCACCACACAUGCUGCGAAGGUUGAAGAAGGACGUCCUGAAAGCGAUGCCCCCCAAGAAAGAGCUGAUCGUGCGCGUCGAGCUGAGCGCCCACCAGAAGAAGCUGUACAAAGCGGUCCUCACGCGUAACUACGAAGUGCUCAGCGGCGGGAAGGGCCAGGCGUCGCUGAGCAACGUGGUCAUGGAGCUGCGCAAGGUGUGCGGGCACCCAUACCUCUUCGACGGCCAGGAGACGUUCGUGCCGGACCCACGGGAAGCGGAGCGGCACUUGGUGGAGGCGAGCGGCAAGAUGGUGCUGCUGGACAAGAUGAUGCCCAAGCUCAAGGCGCAGGGCCACCGCGUGAUCAUCUUCUCCCAGUUCACGCGCGUGCUGGACCUGCUCGAGGACUGGCUCAACGCCAAGGGUUGGGGCUACCAGCGCAUUGACGGGAGUGUCACGGGCGCGACGCGCCAGAUUCGCAUCGACCAGUUCAACAACCCCGAGUCAAAACAGUUCGUCUUCCUCUUGAGCACGAGGGCGGGGGGGCUGGGUAUCAACCUGGCCACAGCUGACACUGUUAUUAUCUACGACAGCGACUGGAACCCGCACAACGACCUGCAGGCCAUGGCGCGCGCGCACCGGCUGGGCCAGAAGAACGAGGUCAUGAUCUACCGGCUCGUGACACGUGCCACCAUCGAGGAGCGCAUGAUGCAGAUGACCAAGAAGAAGAUGAUGCUCGAGCACCUGGUCGUCGGGAAGAUGACGAAAGCGCAGAUGCUGAAUCAGGAGGAGCUGGACGAGAUUGUGCGGUACGGGGCCAAGGAGCUGUUUGCGGAUGAAGGAGAAGGGGUUGACGGGAAGAAGGCGCGGUCGAUCGUGUACGACGAUGCGGCGGUGGAUAAGUUGCUGGACCGCAGCCAGGCGCUGGAGGCGGAACCGGCCCUAGACGAGGGCCAGGACAACGAGUACCUGAAGGCGUUCAAGGUCGCCAACUUCGCAUACGCCGAAGACGAAGCGGCGGCGAACGAGAUCCAAGCAGAGGACGCGCGACUGGAGGCGGAGUUAGAGGAAGAGAAGCAGCGGGGGCGGGAAUACUGGGAGGAGCUGCUGCGGUCCCGGUGGGAAGAUGCGUAUGUGCGGCAAGAAGUGGAGAUGGGGAAGGGGAGGAGGAGCCGGAAACAGAUCCGGUACGUGGAGGAUGACCUGGCCGGAAUGGCGGAGCUGAGCUCCGACGAAGAGGAACCGGAACCGGAAGAGCCCGAGGGCAGCCCCGCAGCGGCGAUGGCUACGCCCGCGGAAAGGAAGAAGAAAGCGCCGGCCAGGGAACCGGUGAUUCCAACCGGGCCGCCCCCACCCCCACCGCUGUUGGAAGGAGAAGGGAAGGGCCUGAAGGUGCUCGGGUUCUCGCACAAGCAGAGGACCACGUUCGUGAAAACGCUGAUGCGCUACGGGUUCAGCGACCCCGACUGGACGGAGUUCACCAACCGGCUGCCCAACAAGCCCCUCCCACUCAUCAAAGAAUACGCGGCGCUGUUCCUGAGCCACAUCAUCGAAGAGGAAGAGGGCACCAGCGCAGGGCUGGACACGUUCAAGGACGGAGUACCCAAGGAGGGUCUCCGGGUUUCGGACGUCCUGACGCGGCUGGCAGUUGUCCAACUGAUUGCGGACAAGGUUAAGGAGCUCGACGCCGACCCGGCCGCCUCCGUCCUUCAGCUACCCGACGAAGCUUUCAACGACCACGCGCCCUUUGGGGGCCUGCGCCGCGCUACCAACGUCUGGCGGGAAGAGCACGACAAACGGCUCUUGCGGGGCAUCAUGAAGCACGGUUACAGUCAGUGGAAAGAAAUCGGGUUUGAUCCGGAGUUAGGGUUGCAGCAAGUUUUGCGGGAAGAGGCGCAGGUGCCGGCGGGGGGGGUGCUCGUCAUCGGGGGGGUGAAAGUGGUGCCGAAGAGCCCCCGGGAGGAGAGCGGGGGGGGGGAUGCGAAGGUUCAGGGGGUAGAGGCUGGGGUCAGUGUAGAGAAGAAUGGGGUCAAUGGGGAGGGGGAGGGAACAGUACAGGGGCCCGAGAACGCUGAAGUGAAGUUGGAGAAAGAUGGGCCUGAGGGGGGGAACUUGAAUGCGAGUGAGAACGGGGGCCAGGAAGGGGGGGAGGCGGUGGAAGGGGCCUUGUCGCAGCCAGCGGCUAAGCCCGACGCAGAAGGGGAGCUGGGAAGUGCGAAUGAGAUGCCGUUAGUAAAGCUGGCGGACGGAGUCGUGACGGGGGCGGUUCAGAAGGGGGAAGAGAGGUCGCCGAAUGGAGUGAAGGAGGAAGGGGGAGAGCCGGAAGAGGGGGCGACGGAUAGAAGGGGGCAGGGCGGAACGGAAGAGGGAUCCCCCACUGUAAAGCUGGAAGGUGUGAAGGCGGAAGAAGGUGUGACGAUGGAGGAAGAACGUCCUAAUGUAAAGGCAGUGGCAGGAGGGGGGCAAAGCCCAGAAAGCGUCGAUGUUGCGGGGUCGUUGAAAAAGGAGGCACAAGAGGGGGAGAUGGGAGCUAGAGAAUCGCAGGAAAAGGUUGUAGAGGAAGAGAAUGAGGGAGCCGAAAGUAAGGCGAACGGUAUGCUGCACGGAAAGCCGGAGGUGACCAAUGGAAAGGGGGAAGCGAAAGCAGGGGAGAAUGGGGGAGACGGCUCAGUGCCGAACCAGGCCGGGUCAAGUCAGGCUGACCCGCACAUCCAGCGGCGGAUUGUCGAGUGGCUCAAGCGAAGGGUGGCGCUUCUUGAAAAGGGCCUGAACACAGCGCACCUGAUCAAAGAAACCGGGAACGCCUUCAUCGAAGAGCCGCCGGAAAGCUCGAGCGACUCGGAAGACGAGGACGGGCUUGCCGGGCGCGGGGACCUGUCAGGGUUUGGGGGUUUGGGAAGCGCGCGGGGGCGCGGGGGCGCGAUCAAACCGGCCGGGAUGGAGUUACCGGGCCCUAUUUUCGAGGCGAUUACGAGCCAGGAAGUGGCGGUCCUUGCUCCCGACCAAGAUCCGGAGCGGUUGGAAGUGAUCAGCGUGUACAACAACAUGUGUAAGCUGCUGCUGGAGACGCGGUUCGACGCGCACGAAGCAUACCGGGGGAACAAGGCGGCCGGGCUGCGGUUACGGAAAGCGACUCGGGAACUGGACAGCAUGGGGAACAGCAUCCGGCAGGCGCUGGUUUACACCAAGCCGAAGAGCCCGAUUGUGGAGCGGCGCAACGGAGAGGCGGCUAAAGGUUCCGAAAACGAGGGGCAAGCAGAGGGGCACGAAGAGAACGCUAAGGGUGCCGACGAGGAGGGGCCGGAGGCGAUGGAGGUUGACGACGAAGCGACGGAGAGUGACUCGGAUGAUGAACCGGUCACUCCCAACCGGGCGUCGACUGAGCCUGGUACACCGCCCCGGGUUUGGCCACAUACCGAAACCGGUUUGCAACCGGUUAGUGAAAACCCAACCGGAGGAGAGCGGCAACCUGGGGAGAAAGCGGGAGUGUCGAGCGUGGGCUUUGGCAGCCCACUAGCCGCGCAGACUGUGAAAAUUGACACUGCUUUCGGAAGCCCGGUCUCUGCAGCGAAAGUCAAGCCGUCUCACGAGGAGAAUAGGGAACCAUCGGGUCAGGCAGACAUGACCUCGGAGGCGGAUGAUGAACGGCAGGAGGGUGCAGCGGACGGGAAUGCCGGGGAUGCGGAGAACGACGAUUGGGUAGUGCCUGACAGCGAUGAGGACUGAUGGCAUGAUGUUGUUGGCAAUGAUUGAAUUGGAGCCAAGGCUUCCUUGCCCGAUCAUGCUUUAAGAGCUUGUUCAGGAAAACGUGGUGGAGUUGAUAACGCCCGACUCAGCUCACCGCACAUGCAAG